Molecule: messenger RNA, 168 nt
Organism: Penicillium arizonense
Lineage: Eukaryota; Fungi; Ascomycota; Eurotiomycetes; Eurotiales; Aspergillaceae
Exons: 2
Coding region: 1-168 (55 amino acids)
Source: RefSeq, a predicted model, not a curated record
AUGGAGAUUACAUACAAGACUCUGAACUUGGAUAUGGACAAGGAAGACUUUGGACCUACUAUCCGCGUCGGCCUGGUUAGCCAGUCCGCCCCUGGGCUGAGAGGUAUGACCGAAGAGACAUUACACGUCGAGCUGGCUUCUGAAUUUUUCCGCGAGGAUCUUAUCUGA